Zymoseptoria tritici IPO323 is the source of this 1428-nucleotide messenger RNA. RefSeq lists its product as uncharacterized. Gene Ontology annotation, cellular component: nucleus; cyclin/CDK positive transcription elongation factor complex. Bases 40 to 1428 code for a protein of 462 amino acids. The transcript is spliced from 2 exons. The record is from RefSeq and is a predicted model, not a curated record. NCBI's taxonomy places the organism in Eukaryota, Fungi, Ascomycota, Dothideomycetes, Mycosphaerellales, Mycosphaerellaceae. Gene Ontology annotation, biological process: regulation of transcription by RNA polymerase II; positive regulation of DNA-templated transcription, elongation. Gene Ontology annotation, molecular function: cyclin-dependent protein serine/threonine kinase activator activity.
AAACUCCCCUCCUCCAAUCCCAAUCUCAUCCCUCUCGGUAUGGGCGCCGCAAAGAGGAUGUCAAACGGAGAGCCCAAGAUCGUCGGCCCGCACCCCUCGACCAUCCGCGUCUCAGCGCCGUACAUCACCCAGUCGGCCGUCGAGAAGCGCCUUCAACCUUCCGGACUCGAUGCACAGGAGAGGAACAUCGCAGCGGCGCGUGAAGAUCAGUUCUGUCUGCAAGGAGUCACCUGGCUGGAUAAUGUCCGGCGAGCACUGCAACUUCCCAUCAGAACAUUCACGACCGCUUGCGUCUACUACCACAAAUUCCGCCUGGCACACCCCACGAGCGAAUACAGCUGGUCAGACGCUGCUGCGGCGAGUCUGCUGACGAGUUGCAAAAAUGAGGAUACGUUGAAGAAGAGCAAGGAUAUUCUGGCGGCGGCGUAUAAUAUGAAGCAGUUGUCGAGCCAUGAGCAGGUUGGGUCUGAUGAUCCCAUGUUCGAUGGACCGAGCAGGGCAGUGGUGGGAGUGGAGAGGUUGAUACUGGAGAGUGGUGCGUUCGACUUCCGCAGUCGGUCGCCGCAUCAGGUGCUGGUGAAGAUUUGCAAGAGCUUGCCUCCGAGUGAGGACCUCAGGAGUGUUGCGCAAUUGGCGUGGACAGUUCUCACGGACUUGCACCGCACUUUUGCACCGCUCAAGCAAACGAGUGCAACUUUAUCACUGGCAAGUCUUGAGAUUGCAGUGCAGCUCAGCACCAUCGCAUCCACGACCAAGACCUGCUCAGUAUAUCCCGACCUCCGCGCCCUCAACAUCAGCAAAUGGUACACCACCCGAGCAGAAGUCAUGGAAACCCUCCUCGACGCCCUGGACCUCUACACCCACCACACAGGUGCCACCAUCCUCGGACCGAAAUACUCACUCGACGACCUGAUCCGCAUCCGCCUCGCAUUCAACAAAGAAUGCAGUGAGUCCAACCUCCCACGACACACCAGCAUCCAACCACCGACAUCCCCAGAAAACACCAACGGCGGUCCAGCUUCCACUCUUCGCGUCGCCAAUGGUCAUCCCACCCCCGUCUCUCCUCCUCAACCCGACACUCUGCAGCCCACUCAGCAACCCGCUUCCGGACCUUUCCAACCUGAACCCGAGGGUGGCGGCACGCUACGCUUCAUGCUCAAUCCACAACGCGCCGUCGACGAGAGAGCGGAAGUCAGUCGUUACCACGUCGAAGAAUGGGAAGAAUACGAAGAAGAAAUUGAAGUUCCCCUAGAGAGGACGAGGUUGCGGGAGAGGGAGAGGGAUCGGAGGUAUGAUGAUCGGAGAGGGCAUGGUGGGCAUGGGCAUGGGCAUCGAGGAGGGAGAGAUAGGAGGUUUGAGGAGAGGGGACCGCCACCGUAUGAGGGUGGUGGCGAUAGGAGGAGGGGGCCGAGGCAUGAUCGGAGGUGA